CAUUUAUGCAGAGCAGGCGCUGCUGCCAUUGCCACUCACACUCCCCGCGCGCUGCUCGGAGCCCGAGGGAGCGCAGGGAGCAAGCUAGUGAGCGCUCGGAGCCCGGGCCAGCAGAGGGGGCGCCCGGCCGCUGCCUGCAACGCCGCCUCCGCCGCGCUCGGGGGCCCCGGGAGGAGCGAGGGCGAGUCGGAGAGUCCGGGAGCCGAGCCCGGCGAGACCCAACUGCGGGAGGGCGCCCGCCCCGCUCAGCCGCCUCCUGCUUCUGAGCCGGCCAGCGCCGGCCGACCGCCCCGCGGGCCGGAGAGCAGGGAGCACAGGUCCCCACAGCCCCAGGGAUGGUCUAGGAGCCGGCGCUAAGCUCGCUGCUCUGCUCCCUGCCGGGGCUCGCCGCCUCCUGCCGAUCGCCCAGGGCUGCGAGCCGGGGCGGCCCGGGGGCUGCGCGCCGGGGCGGCCCAGGCCGGAGAAGUUAGUUGUGCGCGCAGCUUAGUGCGUGGAGAGAGCGAGCGAGCGAGGGAGGCAGUGAAGCGCCGGGGCCAUGGGCUGGGGGAGCCGCUGCUGCUGCCCGGGACGCCUGGACCUGCUGUGCGUGCUGGCGCUGCUCGGGGGCUGCCUGCUCCCCGUGUGCCGGACGCGCGUCUACACCAACCACUGGGCAGUCAAAAUCGCCGGCGGCUUCCCGGAGGCCAACCGCAUCGCCAGCAAGUACGGAUUCAUCAACAUGGGACAGAUCGGAGCCCUGAAGGACUACUACCACUUCUACCAUAGCAGGACGAUUAAAAGGUCAGUUCUCUCAAGCAGAGGAACCCACAGUUUCAUUUCAAUGGAACCAAAGGUGGAGUGGAUCCAACAGCAAGUGGUAAAAAAACGGACCAAGAGGGAUUAUGACUUCAGUCGGGCCCAGUCUACUUACUUCAACGAUCCCAAGUGGCCAAGCAUGUGGUAUAUGCAUUGCAGUGACAACACGCAUCCUUGCCAAUCGGACAUGAAUAUUGAAGGCGCCUGGAAGAGAGGCUACACGGGAAAGAACAUUGUGGUCACCAUCCUGGACGACGGCAUUGAGAGAACCCAUCCGGAUCUGAUGCAGAACUAUGAUGCUCUGGCAAGUUGUGACGUGAAUGGGAAUGACUUGGAUCCAAUGCCUCGUUAUGAUGCAAGCAACGAGAACAAACAUGGGACCCGCUGUGCUGGAGAAGUGGCAGCCGCAGCAAACAACUCGCACUGCACAGUCGGAAUUGCUUUCAACGCCAAGAUUGGAGGAGUCCGAAUGCUAGAUGGAGAUGUGACGGACAUGGUUGAAGCGAAAUCGGUUAGCUUCAAUCCCCAGCACGUGCACAUCUACAGUGCAAGCUGGGGCCCAGAUGAUGAUGGCAAGACCGUGGAUGGACCAGCUCCACUCACCCGGCAAGCCUUUGAAAAUGGCGUUAGAAUGGGGCGGAGAGGCCUCGGCUCUGUUUUCGUCUGGGCGUCAGGAAAUGGAGGAAGGAGCAAGGACCACUGCUCCUGUGACGGCUACACCAACAGCAUCUACACCAUCUCCAUCAGCAGCACAGCCGAAAGCGGAAAGAAGCCUUGGUACCUGGAAGAGUGUUCGUCCACACUGGCUACAACCUACAGCAGUGGAGAGUCCUACGACAAGAAAAUAAUCACUACGGACCUGAGGCAGCGCUGCACGGACAACCACACUGGGACAUCGGCCUCAGCCCCCAUGGCUGCGGGCAUCAUUGCACUGGCCCUGGAAGCCAAUCCGUUUCUGACCUGGAGAGACGUGCAGCAUGUUAUUGUCAGGACUUCCCGUGCAGGACAUUUGAACGCUAAUGACUGGAAAACCAAUGCUGCUGGUUUUAAGGUGAGCCAUCUCUAUGGAUUUGGACUGAUGGAUGCAGAAGCCAUGGUGAUGGAGGCGGAGAAGUGGACCACUGUUCCCCAGCAGCACGUGUGUGUGGAGAGCACAGACCGACAAAUCAAGACAAUUCGCCCCAACAGUGCGGUGCGCUCCAUCUACAAAGCUUCGGGCUGCUCCGAUAAUCCCAACCACCAUGUCAACUACCUAGAACAUGUAGUCGUGCGCAUAACCAUCACCCACCCCAGGAGGGGAGACCUGGCCAUCUACCUGACCUCUCCCUCAGGAACCAGGUCCCAGCUUUUGGCCAACAGGCUUUUUGAUCAUUCCAUGGAAGGAUUUAAAAACUGGGAGUUCAUGACUAUUCAUUGCUGGGGAGAACGAGCUGCGGGUGACUGGAUCCUUGAAGUUUACGACACUCCCUCUCAACUGAGGAACUUCAAGACUCCAGGUAAAUUGAAAGAAUGGUCUUUGGUCCUCUAUGGCACUUCCGUGCAGCCGUACUCGCCAACCAACGAGUUUCCUAAAGUGGAACGUGUCCGCUAUAGCCGAGUUGAAGACCCCACAGAUGACUAUGGUACAGAGGAUUAUCCAGGUCCCUGCGACCCUGAGUGCAGUGAGGUGGGCUGUGAUGGACCAGGACCGGACCACUGCAAUGACUGUCUGCACUACUACUACAAGCUAAAAAAUAACACCAGAAUCUGUGUGUCCAGCUGCCCCCCUGGCCACUACCAUGCUGACAAGAAGCGAUGCAGAAAGUGUGCCCCCAACUGUGAGGCCUGCUUUGGGAGCCACGGUGACCAAUGCCUGUCCUGUAAAUAUGGAUACUUCCUCAAUGAAGAAACCAACAGCUGUGUUACCCACUGCCCUGACGGAUCAUAUCAGGACAGCAAGAAAAAUCUUUGCCGGAAAUGCAGUGAAAAUUGCAAGACGUGUACUGAAUCCCACAACUGUACAGAAUGUAGGGAUGGGUUAAGCCUACAGGGGUCCCGCUGUUUCGUCGCCUGUGAGGAUGGACGGUACUUCAAUGGCCAGGACUGUCAGCCCUGUCACCGCUUCUGUGCCACUUGUGCUGGGGCAGGCGCUGAUGGGUGUAUUAACUGCACAGAUGGCUACUUCAUGGAGGAUGGGAGAUGCGUGCAGAGCUGUAGUAUCAGCUAUUACUUCGACCAGUCUUCAGAGAAUGGAUACAAAUCCUGCAAAAAAUGUGACGCCAGCUGUUUGACGUGCAAUGGUCCAGGGUUCAAGAACUGUACGAGCUGCCCCAGUGGGUAUCUUCUAGACUUAGGAAUGUGUCAGAUGGGAGCCAUCUGCAAGGACGGAGAAUACAUUGACGAGCAUGGCCACUGCCAGAUCUGUGACGCCUCCUGUGCCAAGUGCUGGGGGCCAACCCAGGAAGACUGCACUGGCUGCCCUGUCACAAGGAUUUUUGAUGAUGGCCGCUGCAUUUUGAACUGUCCCCCAGGCAAAUUUGAAUUUAAGAGCCAAUGCCAUCCAUGCCACUACACCUGCCGAGAAUGCCGAGGAAACGAGCCUUCCAACUGCACCUCCUGUGGAGUCGAUAAGCAUGGCCAGGAGCGCUUCCUGUACCAGGGGGAGUGUUGGGAGAGCUGCCCAGCGGGCCACUACCCUGCCAAGGGGCAUGCCUGCCUGCCUUGCCCAGACAACUGUGAGCUUUGCCACAGCGCACACAUCUGCACACAAUGCGUGAGCGGCUACUUCAUGGUGCCCACCAACCACACCUGCCAGAAGGUAGAGUGUGGACCAGGUGAAGUCCAAGACCCAGACUAUGAAGAAUGCGUGCCUUGUGAAGAAGGAUGCCUGGGGUGCAGCUUGGAUGAUCCAGGAACCUGCACGUCAUGCGCUAUGGGGUAUUACAUGUUUGAACACCACUGCUAUAAAGCCUGUCCUGAGAAGACCUACAGUGAAGAAUUAGAAUGCAAAGCAUGUGAUACCAACUGUGGCAGCUGUGACCAGAAUGAGUGUUACUGGUGUGAAGAGGGCUUCUUUCUCUUGGGCGGCAGUUGUGUGAGGAACUGUGGCCCUGGCCUCCACGGCGACCCAGAGAUAGGAGAAUGUGAGCCCUGCCACCGAGCCUGCAAAACCUGCACGGGCCUUGGCUACGAUGAGUGCAGCAGCUGCCGAGAAGGACUGUGGCUGCUGAAUGGGACGUGUGUGAGUCCCACCCAGACCCAGGUGGAAGGGAAAUUCUGGAAUGAACCUGUGCCCACUGCAAGCCCACCUUUGGUGAAGAGCCCGCUGCAGGAGCGACGAAGGCGGAGGUUUCAAAUCACAAGAGACAUUUGGAGAAAAGACCAGCCUUGUCAUCCUUCUUGUAAAACCUGCAAUGGAUCUGAAACCCUGUGCACUUCAUGUCACAAAGGUGCAUAUCUGUUGGCUCAGGCCUGUGUCUCCUCCUGCCCCCAGGGCACAUGGCCCUCAGUGAGGAGUGGCAGCUGUGAGAUCUGUACAGAGGACUGUGUCUCCUGCUCUGGAGCCAAUCUUUGCAAAGAGUGCCGGACUCAGCCAGACCAGCCUCUCUUCCUCCACGAAGGCAGGUGCUACACCAAGUGCCCUAAGGGCUUCUAUGCAGCAGAUAGCACAUGUGAACGCUGUAGCUCUCCUUGCAGAACAUGUGAAGGAAAUGCCACCAACUGCCACUCUUGUGAAGGAGGCCUUGUCCUACACCAUGGAGAGUGCAGGGAAACCUGCUCUGAGAGGCACGUGGCUGUGGAGGGGGUGUGCAAGCAUUGCCCAGAGAUGUGUCAGGACUGCAUCCAUGAGAAAACAUGCAAAGAGUGCAUGCCUGGGUCCUUCCUGUACAAAGAUAUGUGCCAUCAAUCCUGUCCCAACCACUUCUAUGAAGAUGCACGCCAGUGUGUCCCCUGCCAUGAAGACUGUCUGGAGUGCAGUGGCCCUUCAGCAGAUGACUGCGACCUCUGUGCUGAGGAGUCCUUGGUUCUCUACAAUGGGCGGUGUUUGGACGAGUGUCCAGAAGGAACUUACUAUGAAAAAAUGACUAAGGUUUGCAAAGAUUGCCACAAGUCCUGCCAGACCUGCUCGCCAUCUGGGACCUGCAUGACCUGUCAGGACGGCUGGAGGAUGAAUCACCACGGGGACUGCGUGCCUCACCAGGAAUGUGCCCCCUCCGAGUACUGGGAUGAGGGGGCUCUGGGAUGCAAGCCUUGUCAUGCCAAGUGCUUCCGCUGCACAGGGCCCUCGGAGGACCAGUGUCACACCUGCCUGAGGGACAGCCUUCUUCUCAACACAACCUGCGUGCAGGACUGCCCUGAGGGCUACUACGCCGAUGAGGACAGCCACCGCUGUGUGCCCUGCCACAGCUCUUGUAGGACGUGUGAAGGGAGAUACAGCAUGCAGUGCCUCUCCUGCCAACCAGGCUGGUUCCAGCUGGGAAAGGAGUGCCUGCCCCAGUGCAGGGAAGGAUAUUAUGCAGAAAACGCCACCGGACGGUGUGAGAGGUGCAACAGGAGCUGCAAGGCCUGCCGGGGCCCGCGGCCCACAGACUGCCUGUCUUGCGAUCCAUUUUUCUUUCUGCUCCGCUCCAAGGGAGAGUGUCGUCGCACCUGCCCAGAGCAUUACUAUGCAGAGCAAAGCGCGCAGACCUGUGAGAGAUGCCAUCCAACUUGCGAUAAAUGCAAAGGAAGAGAAGCGUUGGAUUGCUUAUCCUGUGUGUGGAGUUACCACCUGGUGGGAGGAAUCUGUGCCUCGGACUGUCUGGUGGGGGAAUACAGAGUGGGAGAGGGGGAGAAACUUAACUGUGAAAAAUGCCAUGAGAGCUGCAUAGAAUGCAAGGGACCUGGCGCCAAGAACUGCACGGUGUGCCCUGCCAACCUGGUGCUGCACAUGGGUGACGGCCGCUGCCUGCGCUGCUGCAACGCCUCCGAUCCUACCGAUGCCCAGGAGUGCUGUGACUGCCAGGGCACCAUGGACGAGUGUAUCCUUCGAGCAGGUGAGAUAGGGCCUGCAGCUGAACGUUCCAAGACAGCCCUGUUCAUCACCUCCUCCAUUAUGCUGGUGCUUCUGCUCGGGGCAGCUGUGAUGGUGUGGAGGAAAUCACGGGGCCGAGUCCAGCAAGCAGAAAAGGUCCGCUAUGAAAAACUGGCUGACCCUAGCAAGUCUUACUCCUCCUAUAAGAGCAGCCCUCGCGAGAGCACCAGCUUCGAAGAGGAUCAAGUGAUUGAGUACAGGGACCGGGACUAUGAUGAGGAUGACGAUGAUGACAUUGUCUACAUGGGCCAAGAUGGCACUGUCUACCGGAAGUUUAAGUAUGGGCUGCUGAAUGAUGAUGAUGACGAUGAGCUGGAAUACGAUGAUGAGAGCUACUCCUACCAGUAAACAGAGGCCACCCUCCUCCUCCCCAGCCUCAUUCCACGCACAGGCACAUGUGUGAGCAUUACAGUUUUGGGUUUUAUCCCCACACACCAGGGUGACGUCUGGGUGUUUGUAUUCGUCUUCUUAACCAUGAGUCCAACUAGAGUAUAUAAGAAUGCUAAAAUAUUUUGUUCUUCUUUUGGGUGGCUAAACUCAAUUAACCAUAAUUGUUCAACUGUUAUUGAGGAACAAGGAUAAAAUUCAGAGGGAUUUUCCUCAAAACAAUAUGUCAAGACAGAAAACACAGGAAGUGAAAAAAGUGAGAUUUGUACAAACUUUUACAUGAUCAAAAAAACAAAGGAAAUGGACCUAGAGAAAUUCUGUUUCUCAGCUGCAUUGUGGAGAUUUUUGCUACCUUCUGGAAUUCUGAUAUUUCUGUAAAUGAUUUUGAGGGGUUGAGGAGAUGAAGGAGUUGUUUGUCCGAGGGGAUUUUUCUCCCCUUUUGGCUCUCUUUAGGCAGAGAUUGGUUCUAUAAGGAGCAACCAAAGAAGGUUCUCCUCCUCAUGCUGUUUAUCAAUUGACUCCAGACCGCCCCUAGUGAGCAGAAGAGACCACCCCUGCUGAGGCUGGUCACGACCCACUUAGAGAUGAGGAAAGAAAAGGAGCCAUGUGUUCGCUGGGCUUUGGCUCUCCUGCAGUAAUCCAGAGUCAUCAUGAUUCUAGGGAAAGAACAAGCUCAGGCAGGAGGUAGGCAGCAGCAAGCCCAGUAGGAACAAAAAAAAUCACUGUUUCCAAGAAUUGCAGCAUUACACCCUCAUGAUUUUCUAAGAGCAUUUCUGGUUGGAAACAUCAUCAAAGACACCAAGAAAGAAAAGAAAAACGACAGUGUUAACCUAACAUAAAAUGGGAUAAAAUGACGAAAACUUCAUCCAUUCUAAAAAAAGACUUUAGCUACUAAAUCAAAGAGCUUUCAUCAACAGCCCAUCACAGAACUGUGGGCUCUCCAUAGAAAGAGUUGGAAUGGAGUCUAACAUGGAAAAUCCCAAGGUCCUGCUCACAGCUCAAUCCAGCUGCCGACCAGCACUCUUUAUCUGUGUGAUCCUUGUUUCUAGACAUCCAGGCCUUCCCUUUUUCCACACUCUGUCAAAUACACUCUUGGAUUUGUGCACCUGGGACAGUUUUUCUGCAGAUACUACAGAGAGAGGGGCUCUUGCUGUGUGAAAUUACCUAAGGAGGGUUUUGCCGAUUUCCUUGUCAAAGCAGAAGUGAUAGGCAGCAAUGGAGUGGACCAGCAGAAAGUGACAUUUUCACAUGAUGAGGAUGAUCAUAAAAAAAUUUAUUGCACACCUACUAUGUUCCAGGUACUGAGCUAAAUAAUUCAUUUUAAAAAAUCACUCUUACUACCACCAUAACUUCAUGAGGUUGGCACAAUUAUUACCCUAUUUUUAUCAGAAACCCGAGGCUUAUGAGAGGUUAAGUACCUAGCUCAGGAUCACAGAAAACUAAUCAAGAUUCAAGGAAAAAGAAUGACCUUAAAGCACAUCUUCUUAAUAACUAUGCUCACUACCUAAAGUGGAAAAAGAAGCAUCCUAAAUCUAACAAAGUCAUGUCUAUAAUUUUAUUUUAUGAUAUGGCAACUGUCUUAUCUUUACCGAGUUUGUGCAUUUUCUUUCUUUUAUUUAAAAAAACAGAAUCUAUCACUGACACAGGAAAUCUCUGUAAAGAAGUGUUCAGUUUAUUGAAGGCCUCACUGUUUCUUUAGGGGAAAGCUCGUAAAACAAAGGUUGGCAAACUUUCUCUGGAAAAGGCCAGAUAGUAAAUACUUCAGGCUUUGCACAACUACUCAACUCUGCCGUUGUGGCAUGAACGCAGCCAAACCAUAACAAACGGGUGGGCUGUGCGCCAAUAAAACUAUUUAUGGACACCCAAAUUUGGAUUUAAGGUAAUAUUCACAUAUUAUAAAAUAUUAUUCUUCUUUUGAUUUUUUUCUCCAAUCGCUUAAAAAUGUAAAAACCAUUCUUAGCUCAGGGCAGUACAAAAAUAGUGAUGGGCCAGAUUUGGUCAACAGACUGUGGUUUGCCAACCUUAUCUUAAAAAAAAUUCCUAAGAGACAAUGUGUACCACACACACAUAUGAUAUGCUCCCCAAGUUUUUUACCAUUUAAAGUCAUCUCUUCAAAAUCUAUUUGAAGUCCUGAUAGUUCCCUUUCAAUUCUUAGAAAUAAAUAAAAAUACAUGUAAGAUAGUCAUUAUAUCAAUGGCUGCCUUCUGGAUUUUUCGUCUUUUGCUGUGUAAUUACUGAGUGUAGCCUAUGGAAAGAAGUAAUUUUGUUUAUACUGUGUUAUUCAUCUUCCUUGAUCAUUCUAAAGCUCUGAUAGACGUUUGAUUUUCUUUGUGUAGCCUGGAAAUCACUUUUCAAGAAAAAUCUGUGUUUAUGAUACACAAAGAUUAAAUGAGGUCGAAAUGACCUUGAAUACUAAGAAAAAUUGUGUUGCUAUUACUCUAUGUGGGCCUGAAAGGAAGGCUCCUACUGUGUAUGGGUACAAUUGGACAUCUUUCCAUCUUUGUUCUUAGAUGUUAUUCUCAGACUUCUUUUGAAUGCUAUGGUAACAACUGUCUAAAUAGAUAAAUAUGUGAUUGGAAAACAAAGUCAUUUUUUUGGUUUUUUGUUUGUAAAUAACUUGGAAAUAUUAAGAGAAUCCCUGUAUAUUGGAAAUACAACAAGAGGCUGGGCAAUAGGUUGGAAGGUUCUAGAUC
Messenger RNA from Equus caballus (horse), 8928 nucleotides. RefSeq names its product proprotein convertase subtilisin/kexin type 5 (gene PCSK5). Gene Ontology annotation, molecular function: serine-type endopeptidase activity. The record is from RefSeq and is a predicted model, not a curated record. NCBI's taxonomy places the organism in Eukaryota, Metazoa, Chordata, Mammalia, Perissodactyla, Equidae. Gene Ontology annotation, biological process: peptide hormone processing. Gene Ontology annotation, cellular component: neuron projection; Golgi membrane; trans-Golgi network.